AUGGAGCGGGUGAGCGAGGCCGCCGCUUGCGGCCCCUCGUCGGGCUGCUACACGUACCAGGUGAGCCGGCACAGCGCCGACAUGCUGCACAGCCUCAACCAGCAGCGCAAGAACGGCGGCCGCUUCUGCGACGUGCUCCUCCGCGUGGGCGACGAGAGCUUUCCGGCGCACCGGGCGGUGCUGGCCGCCUGCAGCGAGUACUUCGAGUCGGUGUUCAGCGCGCAGCUGGGCGACGGAGCUGGCGGCGGCGGCGGCGGAGGAGAAGGGGGCACGACGGAGGCGGCGGCGGCCGGUGGUGCCACGGCGGCGGCCGGCGGUGCCCCCGGGGGCGGGCGGGAACUGGAGAUGCACACCAUCAGCUCCAAGGUGUUCGGAGACAUCCUGGACUUUGCCUACACGUCGCGCAUCGUGGUGCGGCUGGAGAGCUUCCCGGAGCUCAUGACUGCUGCCAAGUUCCUGCUGAUGCGCUCGGUGAUUGACAUCUGCCAGGAGGUCAUCAAGCAGUCCAAUGUGCAGAUCCUCGUGCCCCCCGCGCGCCCCGACAUUAUGCUGUUCCGCCCGGGGGCUGCUGACCUCGGUUUCCCUCUUGAUAUGACCAAUGGUGCCACCUUGGCCCCCAAUGGCAAUGGCAUCGCUGGCAUGCCCGAAGAUGAGGCCACGCGGGCUGCGCUCACCGCUGCUCAGUCCUCCCUGCCCGUUCUGCAGGGUGUGGACCGCCUGCCCAUGGUGGCAGGCCCCCUUUCCCCACCACUGCUGGCCUCACCCUUUCAGAACGUUGCUGCUAGUGCCCCCACUUUGAGUACCAAGAGGGGCAGAGGGCGUCCCCGUAAAGCCAACCUCUUGGACUCCAUGAUGUUUGGUGCCCCUGGGGGGCUGCGAGAGGCUGGUAUCCUGCCUUGUGGCCUCUGCGGGAAGGUGUUUACGGAUGCUAACCGUCUUCGUCAGCACGAGGCUCAACACGGGGUGACGAGCUUACAGCUGGGCUACAUAGACAUCCCACCCCCGAGACUGGGUGAAAAUGGUGUCCCUGGUCAGGAUGACCCUGAUGCCCCCCGAAAGAGAAGCAGGACGAGGAAACAGGUGGCCUGUGAGAUCUGUGGCAAGAUUUUUCGGGACGUGUACCACCUGAAUCGGCACAAGCUGUCACACUCUGGUGAGAAGCCUUACUCUUGUCCGGUGUGUGGGUUACGGUUCAAGCGGAAAGACAGGAUGUCCUAUCAUGUGCGAUCUCACGAUGGCUCAGUGGGAAAGCCCUACAUCUGCCAGAGCUGUGGAAAAGGCUUUUCCAGGCCAGACCACUUGAAUGGACACAUCAAACAGGUGCAUACCUCAGAGAGACCUCACAAGUGUCAGCAGGAAAAUGGCAGCCACCAUGGAAUAAGCUCAGAGACAUCCACAGCCAUAGAAAAGUUGAAACUUCAAGAGACUUGUAAUGCUUCCUUUGCCACUCGUGACCGACUGCGCUCACACCUAGCAUGUCAUGAAGACAAAGUUCCAUGCCAGGUGUGCGGGAAGUACUUGCGGGCAGCAUAUAUGGCAGAUCAUUUGAAGAAACAUAGUGAAGGACCAAGCAAUUUCUGCACUAUCUGUAAUCGAGGUUUCUCCUCUGCCUCCUACUUAAAGGUCCAUGUUAAAACCCACCACGGUGUUCCCCUUCCCCAGGUCUCCAGGCACCAGGAAUCCAUCCCGAAUGGGGGAGCAGCGUUCCACUGCGUCAGGACCUAUGGCAUCAAAGAAGGACAGAAAUGUUCACAUUCGGACCCGAUUGAGAGUUCUGAUUCAUACGGAGACCUCUCUGACACCAGUGACCUCAAGACUCCCGAGAAACAGAGCACCAAUGGGUCCUUCUCAUGUGACAUGGCAGUCAGCAAAAACAAAAUGGAGACGGAGGGAGAGAAGAAGUACCCGUGCCCUGAAUGUGGCAGCUUUUUCAGAUCAAAGUCUUAUCUGAACAAACACAUACAGAAAGUUCACGUCAGGGCCCUUGGUGGCCCACUGGGGGACCUUGGUCCUGCUCUAGGAUCCCCCUUUUCACCCCAACAGAACAUGUCUCUUCUGGAGUCAUUUGGGUUUCAGAUCGUCCAGUCAGCAUUUGCAUCAUCCCUAGUGGAUCCAGAGGUCGACCAGCAACCAAUGGGGCCAGAGGGAAAAUGAGAUCAGUUUGACCUUAAAGCAAAGCAGCAGUCUGGCUAUAACGAUAAGAUGCUGUGAAUGAAAGAGGAAAUAAUGAAAUUUGGUUCUAUA
This is a messenger RNA of Cygnus atratus (black swan), 2244 nucleotides long. RefSeq names its product POZ/BTB and AT hook containing zinc finger 1 (gene PATZ1). Bases 1 to 2154 code for a protein of 717 amino acids. NCBI's taxonomy places the organism in Eukaryota, Metazoa, Chordata, Aves, Anseriformes, Anatidae. The transcript is spliced from 6 exons. The record is from RefSeq and is a predicted model, not a curated record. Gene Ontology annotation, biological process: regulation of cytokine production; regulation of immune system process; negative regulation of transcription by RNA polymerase II. Gene Ontology annotation, molecular function: protein binding.